This is a messenger RNA of Penicillium chermesinum, 366 nucleotides long. Its product is annotated as Aldehyde dehydrogenase N-terminal. Lineage: Eukaryota; Fungi; Ascomycota; Eurotiomycetes; Eurotiales; Aspergillaceae. The record is from RefSeq and is a predicted model, not a curated record. Gene Ontology annotation, molecular function: oxidoreductase activity, acting on the aldehyde or oxo group of donors, NAD or NADP as acceptor. The transcript has 3 exons. Bases 1 to 366 code for a protein of 121 amino acids.
AUGGUCACACAAGUAAAGGGACUCCCAUUCAGCCACAGCCCCAACCAGUGGAGCGGUCCUGCCACUCAUAUACGGUGUUAUGAAUAUGAUCGUGAGAAGGCCAUUGAUGAGGGAUGGGGGAAAAGCCUGGAGGAUGCCAAUCUGGACUUGGCAGCGCAAGAGAUUGUCAAAAGUAUAUUUCUGAAGAACGGCCAGAUUUGCAUGUCCACCGAUAUAAUGGUCAUUGACUCAAGUGUCGUUGCUGCUACUCUGGGACCCAAGAUCCUCUCCCCGGUGCAAAGAUUGAGCAUCCCUCUAAAGUCAUCUCGCCGGCUGCCGAAGCCAAACUGGGGAUACUGGCGGCGGAUGCCCAAGCCAAGGGAGUGA